AUGGACUCGGGCAGUCGCGACCCUCGGUGCCGCGGGCGCGAAGGGCAGCGGGGCGAUCCCGGUGGGAAGGUGCCGGCGAUGGCCGCGCGUCCCGGGACCGGCCCCGCUGCCAGCACGGUAACAAAAUGGCGGGGAAAGGGUGGGAUUGUCACGGCGAGCCCUGCGGCGGAGCCCGGCCACCCCCGGCCCCGCCCGCCCGGCCUCGGGGCGCCCGUCCCGGCGGAGGGCAGCGGGGCGGGGGUCCCCGGGGCUGCGUCGCCGCCCGGUGCCGCCGCCCGGCUGAGCUCUGCUGGAGAAGCAGCUGCAGAAAAUGGCUGCUCGGCGGAGCCCGCUGAAUCCUACCAUGGUGGGGGGGACGGCGAGGAAGCGGCGCAGCCGUCGCCCCCCCCCGGGGAGCCCCGGGCAGGCGGCGCGGGGCACGGGCGGGGGUUCCGCAGGGCGGCGGGAGCGGAGCAGAGCCCGCGGUGCCCGGUGCGCGGCCUCACCUGCGGCGCGCUGGGGCACCGGGGCAACGCGCCCGAGCGCGCCCGGCCCGCACCGCCGUGCACGUGCCCGCAGCCCCCGCCCGGUGCCCGCCGAAGCGGCGGCGACUCCGAGCCCCGGGGGGCGCGGCGGAAGGGCGGCCGGGCAUCGCCCGCAGCCCGACACGCCGGAGCGGCACCAGCCCCGGAGCCGCUCUCGCAGCGCCCGGCGGAGAAGCUUCCCCCGCGGCCGGUCCGCACCGUGGCGGGGGAACACCGAGGGCGCUUUGCCGCCGUGGGGGCGCAUCACGGGUGGCGCCCGCGAGCGCGGAACCGCGUCCGCGCCGCUGCCUUCAGUGAAUGCUUCGCCCAGCGUUGUCCCCCGGCCGCCCUCGUCCGCAAAGACCCCGAUUUCUGUGCCUCAGAUCGGGGUCACCACAGCCCGUGCAGCGCCGGGGCUCGUUCCCCCCUUCCCACGCACGGUCCCGCUCCGCGGAGCAACGGGACCGCCCCGUCCCGCCGGCUGUCUUUGCCCGCGGUCCCUCCGGGUGCUCUGCCGCCAGUGGGGCAGUCACGGACGGCUUCCUCCGUGCCCCGCGUUGCGGAGACAGAGGAGCCGUGGUCCCGCCGCACUUCGGGAGCGCCGUGGGCUCCCAAGAGCCGUCGGUGUCCACGGGAGAGCCGUGGCGAGAUGGCGGGUGGGGAGUCCCGGCUCGGGAAGGGGCGGCGAGGCGGCAGCGGCACCGGGCGGGUGGGGGUCUCACGGUCGGGGGGUCCCGCCGGGAGUGUCCCGUGGGACCGGGGUGUUCCCGUGGGUUCGGUGUGUUCCCUUGGGGUCGGGGCGUUCCCCUGGAACCGGGAUGUUCCCGUGGGACCGGGGUGUUCCCGUGGGUUCGGGGUGUUCCCGUGGGACCGGGGUGUUCCCGUGGGACCGGGGCAUUCCCGUGGGUUCGGGGUGUUCCCGUGGAACCGGGGUGCUCCCGUGGGACCGGGGUGUUCCCGUGGGACCGGGGCGUUCCCGUGGGUUCGGGGUGUUCCCGUGGAACCGGCGUGUUCCCGUGGGUUCGGGGCGUUCCCCUGGAACCGGGAUGUUCCCGUGGGACCGGGGUGUUCCCGUGGGUUCGAGGUGUUCCCGUGGGACCGGGGUGUUCCCGCUCGGUGCCCGCGGGGGUCCCGGCCGGGGCGGGGGGGGCGCGGGGCCGCUGCCCCCCCCGAGCCGUUGCUGCGAUACGGGCGGGCCAAUCAGCGCUCACCAGCUCACCCGGGCCCCGGCACCGCUUCCUUAUAUGGUGCGCGCUGUCCGCGGGGCGCCGCGCGCAUCACCAUAUAA
Molecule: messenger RNA, 1791 nt
Organism: Melospiza melodia melodia
Lineage: Eukaryota; Metazoa; Chordata; Aves; Passeriformes; Passerellidae
Product: collagen alpha-1(I) chain-like
Exons: 3
Coding region: 1-1791 (596 amino acids)
Source: RefSeq, a predicted model, not a curated record